AUCCUGCUCCGCAUCCCACAGCAUUCCCCGGCCCCCAUGUUUUCGAAUUUUAGAACUCCAAAAACAACUUUGUAGCCGUUGAAGUUGGAAAGCUCUGUCUGUAGCACCACCAACCACCAAGGUCAAGGCGGAGAAAGAAGAAGCAGCAGCAGCGUCGUUUACUCUCUAAUCUCUACGAUCCUCCUUUUAUUUUAUUUUUAUUUUUAUUUCCGUGUCCAAAUUUUGCUUCCUCGUUCGGAUUUUCGGCGCUCAAUUUCGGAAACAAUGAAAGGGGUGAAGGGAAAGUUGAUGAUGAAGUUGAAGUCAAUCGGACCGAUUGGAAUUGGGUACCUGAAACCCCAAGAUCGAGUUCUUCAGGUAAAUGCAUCGGAUGGGUACGCGGAUUCAAAUCUCAACAUUCAGACCCAUAAUUUGAUUUCGGAAGAAACGGAGCAGAAGAAGAAGAUCAAACAGUUAAAGAAGAAUGUGACGGAGCAAGAGCCUGACGUUAUCGACGUCACCGAGCUUAUGAGAGACCUCGAAGAUGAAGAAGAGUCAGGGCAGGAUGGCGAUGAUAUCGACGUCGACGACAAGGAAAACGUUAGGCCUAAAAUGGUGGCAAAACACCCAGUAGAGUGCAGCAAAAGUUGGGCUAAAACGGAAUCAAAUUUGGAGGAAAACAGAGCUUCUGAAGCUUCAGAGAAUCGUAGACAGACCCCUUUGUCGGAGAUUGACAUCUCAUCUUUUCGGAGACCGGACUUAAACUCCGGUAGCCUCUUCGACCCGGACCUACUAGCAGCCUUUCAGCAAGCAGUGAUGGAAUAUAUGAGGUUGAGUGAAGAAGAGAAAAAUGCAAGGAGAAGCGAAAAGGAAGAUAUUGAAUCCAAUUUUGUAGAAGCGCCAGAUCCCGAGCCAGAGCUAGAGCCAGCACCACCUUCAAAUGAAGACGCUCUGUUAGCCUUUGAAGAAAAGUGUCCGCCGGGUAGUUUGGAUUCAUCGGUAGUUCUCUACACUACAACCCUUCGGGGAAUUCGGAAGACUUUUGAUGAUUGCAACAGCGUUCGAUUUCUUUUGGAGAGCUUUCGGGUGGUGUUCUACGAGCGAGAUGUGUCAAUGCACAUGGAAUUCAGACAAGAGCUGUGGAAGAUUUUGGAUUGCAAAGCAGUGCCUCCAAAGCUUUUCAUAAAGGGGAGAUAUAUCGGGGGAGCGGAGGAGGUUUUGACGCUUCAUGAACAAGGAAAGCUCAAGCCGCUCUUUGAAGGAGUCCCGUUGGAUCGGUCCAUUGGCCCCUGUGAAGCUUGCGAUGGAGUUCGAUUUGUGGUUUGCUUCAGAUGCAGCGGGAGCUGCAAGCUCAUCGCCGAUGAGGGGCAGCCGGAUAAGUGCCCCGAGUGUAACGAAAAUGGGUUGAUUAUAUGCCCCUUGUGUUGCUGAACAAAUCCAAAUUGUGAUUCUCUUGUUGUAAUGUAUGUAACUUGAAAUUUCUGA
This is a messenger RNA of Pyrus x bretschneideri (Chinese white pear), 1464 nucleotides long. RefSeq lists its product as uncharacterized. The coding region runs from base 265 to 1410 and encodes 381 amino acids. The record is from RefSeq and is a predicted model, not a curated record. Lineage: Eukaryota; Viridiplantae; Streptophyta; Magnoliopsida; Rosales; Rosaceae. The transcript has a single exon.